Molecule: messenger RNA, 1098 nt
Organism: Schistocerca serialis cubense
Lineage: Eukaryota; Metazoa; Arthropoda; Insecta; Orthoptera; Acrididae
Product: 1,5-anhydro-D-fructose reductase-like
Exons: 7
Coding region: 47-1048 (333 amino acids)
Cellular component (GO): cytosol
Molecular function (GO): aldose reductase (NADPH) activity
Source: RefSeq, a predicted model, not a curated record
CUUUGCCUUUAGCAUUUGCCUCGCAGCAGCUCAAGGCUAGGACGACAUGGUCGGCACAUUGCAGCACAUCACUUUCUACAAUGGCCAGAAGAUGCCCAUUGUAGGCCUGGGUACUUGGCAGGCCAAGGUGGGUGAAGUGGGUAAAGCCGUGGAUGCGGCCCUGGCAGCCGGCUACAGGCACAUCGACACCGCCUACUCCUACCGCAACGAGAAGGAGAUUGGAGACACCCUCAAGAAGUGGUUCGACUCUGGGAAGCUGAAGAGAGAAGACGUGUUCAUCGUCACCAAGCUGCCAUUGAUCGGUAUGCGGCAUUCUGGGGUGGAGAAGUACCUCAAGAAGUCCCUGACCAACCUCCAGGUGGACUACGUGGACCUGUACCUGGUGCAUAACCCCAUCGGCUUCCAGGACGUAGACGAUGGAGGCUACCCCAAGGACAAAGAUGGGCAGGUGCUGCUAGACAUGACCACAGACCACAUCAGUAUAUGGAAGGGGAUGGAGGCUCAGGUGGACGCUGGACGGGCGCGCUCCAUAGGGCUGUCCAACUUCAACGCGCGCCAGAUCAAGCGGGUGUGGCAAUCGGCGCGCAUCAAGUCGACCAACCUGCAGGUGGAGAUGCACGCCUACUUCCAGCAGCGCGAGCUCAGGGCCUUCUGCCGGGCGCUGGACAUCACCGUCUGUGCCUGGGGUCCACUGGGCACGCCUCAGAUCUACUCCUUCGUCGAGAAGCAGGGCGGCGAUGUCAGCAAACUGCCGAGGUAUGACCUGCUGGGAGAUCCAGUUGUGAAGCGCAUAGCGCAGAAGCACGGCAAGACCACUGUCCAGGUACUGAUCCGCUUCCUCAUGCAGUUGGAGGUCGCUGUCAUUCCCAAGAGCUCCAACCCCACUCGCGUUGAAGAGAACUUCGCGGUAUUUGAUUUCGAGCUCUCUCCAGAAGACAUGGAAACCCUGGAGGCGUUGGACAAGGGACGUAAAGGCAGAUUGGGAAGCGAACACUCACAACCUGGGAGCGGGAGGCAUCCUGAAUGGCCGUGGUUUGAACCCUACUAGCAGAGAAGAAGACUACCAUCAACAGCAGUCUAGCUGCGACUGAAACGUAC